GGGCUGAAGAGCUCUCACUUCUCACUCAUCCAUUUUCUCAACUACAUAUACAUCUUGGUAUAGGUACCUAUUUCGGUACCGACCAAGGUCCUUGGACUAGUAAUGGAAUGAGGUCUAUCAUAAGCCACCGUCCGAUAUGGCGCCAACGGUUCUCAACCCCUCCGAUCAUUAACACCGUCUCCUAUAAACGCCCAUUCAACCACCACCAUCACCACCACCACCAUGGACGGCCCUUCUCAGACUCGACUCGCCCUUUAGUAUACCCCGAUGCCAUAAAUAGCGAGCACAGUGAUCUGGCAUCAUACGCCGCCUACGCCGCCCGCACGGGCCUAGACCUCAAGUCCAAGACGUACGUCGGCACGCAGUACGAGUAUACCGUAGCCGACUCGCUCAGCACCCUCGGGUUCGACUUGAAGCGCGUGGGCGGGCGCUCCGACUGCGGCAUCGACUUGCUCGGCACGUGGCAUGUGCCCUCCUCUCCAGACUACCCCCUGCGUGUCCUCGUGCAAUGCAAGGCCUCCGCAUCGCACAGCACAAAAAUCGGCCCGCAUCACAUACGCGAGCUCGAAGGCACAUUCGCGGGUGCGCCCCCUGGGUGGCGCAGCGGCCCCGGCCUUCUGGCUUUACUUGUCUCCCAGAGGCCGGCUACCCAGGGCGUCCGCGAUGCGAUGGCUACUAGCAGCUGGCCUAUGGGCUAUGCCUUGUGUUCGCAGGACGGCGGGCUGGAGCAGAUGUUGUGGAACAGCAGGGCCGAGGAGGGAGGACUGGAAUCAAUGGGUGUCGCUGUCAGGUUCUCUAAUGGUGCUGCUAAAGAGGCUGGGAAACGGCUGACUUUAACUUGGAAGGGCAAGCCAUAUCUUGCCGGCCCAGUCUUCGGCAGGUGAACCGGCCCAGGUCUUUAGGUGUAUAUUACGACUGAAGCAAGUGUUUGUAAGACAUGAAAAGGAGCAAGGAAAACGUUAUCCAACUGUACAAACUUAGGGUAUCAUAAUAUCCUAUGUAUAUAGUUCCCUAUUAUCCAACCAUAAAACUGUAUACUAGCUAGAGAUGUGUAUAAAGCACCUACGAGAAUAAAAAGCACCACCACUUCAAUUUAUUAUGAUG
Messenger RNA from Daldinia decipiens, 1104 nucleotides. RefSeq lists its product as uncharacterized. Lineage: Eukaryota; Fungi; Ascomycota; Sordariomycetes; Xylariales; Hypoxylaceae. Gene Ontology annotation, molecular function: nucleic acid binding. Gene Ontology annotation, cellular component: mitochondrion. Bases 108 to 884 code for a protein of 258 amino acids. The transcript has a single exon. The record is from RefSeq and is a predicted model, not a curated record.